This is a messenger RNA of Brassica rapa (field mustard), 3356 nucleotides long. RefSeq lists its product as uncharacterized. The record is from RefSeq and is a predicted model, not a curated record. Lineage: Eukaryota; Viridiplantae; Streptophyta; Magnoliopsida; Brassicales; Brassicaceae.
CACCCAUAUGAUUGUUGAACUGAAGAGAAGAUGGAGCUUGUACAAUGAUAGGGCAAGCUCUAGAAGAUGUCCAGAAGAGUUCAAUCAAGCUUCAGAAGUGUUCUGAAGUAGUUAUCUUGUGAAGAUAAGUCCAGGAGGGACUUAGACUGAUCAGAAGAAGGAGGAAGAGUAUUGGGCAUAAAUAGGGCGAGUGGUACGGACAGGAGAUCCGUACCAUCGACCGUACGACCACACCUCUCGACCACACAUCCGGGAAACUCACCAGAAGCUGUGCAAACUUAGGGCGUUGGUUUCCAAGAGCAAUCAGACGACCUUAUCUUCUUUGUGACUGUUGGAAAGCAAGGGAAAGGAGAGAGGGCGUGGUCCAAGGACAGCCUGUCAUGAGAUGUAAAGGGAAAGCAAGUUGGACCAUGAAUCUAGACACAUAUGUGAGUAAAGGUUCAUGGGAGCCUUAGCAUAACCAAUCAGGCAGCAGCUCCUCUCCACCAAUCAGCUACCAUCUCGUGCUCCCUUUGACCAGAAACAAGACUACAUCCAAGCCAUCCAUUUCUCAAGUCAUUUCUAUCCAUUAGAUUAAGGGUUUAUGAUUGCAAAGUGUAAAAGCCUAUAUAAGGCAUUGUUGUGAACGUUUUGUAACUCCUAAGGGAGUAAGGGGGAUUUCCCCUCUCCACUUCAUAAAUGAUAAACUUGUUCUUGAAUCUCAAACCCUAAUCUCUAAUCUCUUAUUCUCCUAAUCUCUCAGUCUCUUAAUCUUUGUUCCUAAGUCUCUUAUUCUCUCAUAAACACUCUCAUCAAUCUCUCUUCAUAAAUCACCUAGAACAAGCUCUCAUCUUUCUCCAUUGGAGUAUUCACGCACACAUACAACAAGAGAAGAGAACUCUACAAAUCUCAUAUGGUAUCAGAGCCAGGUUCAUCAGAACCUGAGCUGAAGCUUCCGCAAGUCCACAGCUCACGCCUCAGCUCAAAACCAAACCAUUGAUGCUUUCCCAUCCAGUUCAGUCCCUUAUGAAGAAGAAGGCUGAAGCUUGGCGAGUUCCCUUGGUUCCUCAUCCUGUUCUCUACCUGCUCAGAUGGAGAUUAUCCUUGGAGGCAAAGGUGUAUGGAGAGGCCUAACUAACCUGACUCCAAAGCUCCUUGUCCAAGAGAAGUUCCACAUCAGGCUAAAAGAGUAUGGUGCCAAGAGCUUGGCGCCUAGAUGUUCUGAAGAAAGGAGGGGUCUUUUGAGUUGAUGGUACAAGAUGGUGGCCAUGAACUGAAGGAGAAGGAGGUGGGUGAUGAUCUAGACUCUCAGUUCCAACAACAGUCAUGGCCGGUUUCACAAAAUGCAAAAGGAAUCAACCUGGUUCCUUGUUGUAAGCAAUUCUAUAAACCAUCUUGAUAAUGAGCUUGUGUUGUUGACUGGUUGUGAUGUUGUAAUGUGAUUGAAAACCUGAGGACUGUUUAAAAGAUUACUAAAUGAAAUAAAAUGAAUUUAGAAUCUGUCCCAGGAUGCUUAAAGAGCUUGGUUCCCUAGUAAUCCUUUAAGUGUACUAGUUAUACUAAGUUUACUAGCAGUUGUGUAAGCGCUUUAAAAGGACUAGUAAUUUAACAGUAUUACUAGGAUUACUAGGUAUGUUAAUAUGCUUAUCUCCGGUUCAUAAUGAUGCUUGUUGUGAUUGAUUGAAUCUGCUUGCAUACAUGGAUUGAAACCGAAUUGAAAGCUGUUGCAUAUAGUCUUGUGGCUGUCUUACAUUGAAGCAUUAGAUUCAUGUCUAAAUGCUGAGUAAAGAAGCUUUAAAAUGCCUAAGUAGCUUGCAUAAACUGAAAAAGAAAAUGCUUGUGCUUAGAGAGAUUGCUUGCAAAGAUAGAACUUGAAAAUGACUUGUUUUAAUUCGUUGCAAUGCUUGUGAGAUUGGGAAUCAAACUUGAUGAUUAAUCAAGGAUUGAUCCCAAUACUCUUGUGUCUUAUCCUUGCUGGAGUUUGAGUGGUGUUUCAGGUUCACAAGAAGUGUUCUCUGCUCACCUCCUAUCCAAGACAAGAGGAAGACUUGAACCAUUGUGUGGAGCAAUGGGAAGAUACUUGUGUGUAGAAGCUGGUUUAAGAAGCGCAGGCCACGAGGUUGUUGAGCUCCUGGUUCAAGACAUACAAGCGGAAGACCAACCAUUGUGUGGAGCAAUGGGAAGGUUCUUGUGUGUAGAAGCCGGUUUAAGAAGCGCAGGCCACGAGGUUGUUGAGCUCCUGGUUCAAGACACACAAGAAGAAGAAGGUCACCACCUAAGCCAUGAGGAAGGCCGGUGAUCUGAGGGUACUUGAAGCUAAAGGCAAAAGGGUGGAUCAGUGAUUUAAGCGCAGCUGUUAGGGUGAUGUGCUCCUGGUCUUGAAGUUCAUUGAGGCUCAUUUCAAGCUUGGAUCUCACCUAUUCUCGGUCUCAAGCUUGCGGUGCUAAAUAUUCAAAUGAGCAACCUGAAGAGCUAAAGUUCAAGACCUGUUUCCUCCUUAUCAUUACAAUAGAAUGAUAAAAUGAAGCCUGUUGCCAACAUUCUGUGGGAAGUCCACAGCCUGCUCCAAAGAGGGUAGAGAGGAUGUUGUGACAAUGGAGAGAUGACUUGUUGUUCUGUCCAUGGUGGUUCAGUCACCAUAGCCUACACAUCAGAUGAGUGUAGAGAGGACAGUUGACAUACAAAGAAGAGCAUCACCAGGAGGGUGAGGCAAUUUAAACCAAGACCAUCUGGUCACGCAUGGUAAAGACAGCUCUAGGAGGGAGAGGCUUAUGGAGCCAUUGCCUCACGGAUGCUCCAAAGCUCUCCAAGGCUGCCGGUUCAAAUGAAAGCUCAGCAGAUGGUGAAUCCGGUUCCAAAUCCGUAUCUGAGGAGAAGUGGGAACAAGAAGACCUCAAGGUCUUAUCCAUUCUCCAUAGCUCAAUGUCUCCAUCCAUCCUUGAAGCAUACUCAUACUGUGAGAGUGCUAAAGACCUUUGGAGUACACUUAACAAGAUAUAUGGGUACAUCUCCAACCUCUGUCGAGUAUUUGAGAUCAAGAAGUUCAUCAACAUCCUAUCCCAAGAAGAUGAGGAGUUCACUGUGCAUCUAGGCAAGUUCAGAGCCCUUUGGUCUGAGCUAGAGAUGCUUAGACCCCAAUCUGUUGAUCCGGAGGUGUUGAUUGAAAGAAGGGAGCAAGACAAGGUGUUCUGCCUAUUACUCGCCAAGAGGGAUAGGAACAAUCGGUGUGAACAUUGCAAGAGGGAUGGGCACACCAAGGAGAGGUGUUGGAUAUUGAAUCCAAGCCUCAAACCUGCCAAGUUCAAGUGAACCGUGCCCAUGGAGGUUCAAGAGAUCAGCUCGGAUCUCUUGUUUGUAAGCAAACCUCCUAACCCUUA